CCGCCGUUCAAGUACGCACCACUUGUGUCUAUCAGUGCAAUAAACAACGGCUAGCACACACGGACGCAGAACAAACCCUUCCCCGAACAAUUACCACAAUAAAACAAAAAUAUCGCAAUUAGCUACAUCUCCACCCGAUCCUAAUGAAGGAUCUCCGGCCUGACUGACUAGGAGAUGGGAAUACUUAACAUAAUAGACCAGACUUUGCUGGUCCAGGCUAUAUUUAGCCGAAAUGCAGAGGAAGUGAAGUUUUUGUUGCACAAGAAUGAAGAAGUCAAUGCACUGGACCAAGAACGCCGUACCCCCUUACAUGCUGCUGCGUGUUUGGGCGACGUUCACAUUAUGGACCUCCUCAUUAAUUCAGGUGCUAGUGUUAAUGCUAAGGAUCAAGGCUGGCUGACACCCCUGCAUCGGGCAGCUGCCUCACGGAAUGAAAAGGCUGUGGGGCUGCUUCUGAAGCAGGAUGCGGAGGUCAAUCUGCGAGAUAAGUUUUGGCAGACGCCGUUGCACGUGGCGGCGGCGAACCGGGCCACACGCUGCGCUGAGGCCCUAAUCCCCAAGCUGAGCAGCCUGAACGUAGCAGACCGCUCCGGCAGGACAGCUCUGCACCAUGCAGCACACAGUGGCCACGUGGAGAUGGUGAAUUUGCUCCUCAACAAAGGGGCGAACUUGAGUGCCAGCGAUAAGAAGGAGAGGCAGCCAAUCCACUGGGCCGCAUACCUCGGGCAUCUGGAGAUCGUGAAGCUACUGGUGUCGCGGAGUGCGGACGCCAUGUGCAGGGACAAGCGAGGUUAUACCCCGCUCCACGCCGCAGCUGCCAGCGGCCAGAUCGAGGUGGUCAAGUACCUGCUGCGGCUGGGGUCAGAGAUUGACGAGCCCAACACUUUUGGGAACACAGCGCUCCACAUGGCGUGCUACACAGGCCAGGAGGCGGUUGCCAACGAGCUGGUGAACCGAGGCGCCAACGUCAACCAGCCAAACCAGCGCGGCUGCACGCCGCUGCACCUGGCCGCUGUCUCCACCAACGGGGCGCUUUGCCUCGAGCUGCUAGUUAACAACGGUGCUGAUGUCAACAUGCAGAGUAAAGAAGGGAAGAGUCCUUUGCACAUGGCCGCUAUUCACGGGCGCUUCACUCGCUCCCAAAUCCUUAUCCAAAACGGUGGGGAGAUCGACUGUGUAGAUAAAUAUGGCAAUACUCCUCUUCACGUUGCUGCUAAGCACGGCCACGAGCUGCUGAUCAGCACCCUGAUGACUAAUGGUGCUGACACGGCCAGGCAAGGGAUUAAUGGGAUGUUUCCAUUGCAUUUGGCUGUGCUCUACGGGUUUUCAGACUGUUGUCGCAAGUUACUCUCCUCAGGUCAGCUGUACAGCAUUGUAUCAUCUCUGAGCAACGAGCAUGUGCUGUCAGCCGGGUUUGACAUAAACACCCCAGACAGCUCAGGGAGGACCUGCCUGCACGCCGCUGCCUCUGGAGGAAACGUUGAAUGUCUUAACUUGCUGUUGAGCAGUGGUGCCGACUUGAGUAACAAGGACACAUUGGGAAGAGCUCCUUUGCACUACGCUGCGGCGAAUGGGAGCUACCAGUGCACGGUUUCCCUGGUGAGUGCUGGUGCCGAGGUGAACGAGCUGGACCAGAAGGGCUGCAGCCCCCUGCACUAUGCCGCUGCCUCACAGACCUUCCGCCGAGUGGACAGACAUUACUCAGUUGGACACCAUAGUGAGGAGAGGGCCAAGGAGGCCUUUUUUUGUUUAGAGUAUCUGUUGGAUAAUGGGGCUGACCCAGCUCUGAGGAACACCAAGGGUUACAGCGCAGUCCACUAUGCAGCAGCCCACGGAAACAAGCAGAACCUGGAGCUGCUCUUGGAGAUGUCUUUCAACUGUCUGGGAGACGUGGAGAGCAGUGUUCCAGUUAGCCCUUUGCACUUAGCCGCGUAUAAUGGUCACUGUGAGGCUUUGGGGGUGUUGUCUGAGACGCUGGUGAGUCUGGAUGUUCGGGACGCGGGGGGGCACACCGCCCUCUACCUGGCAGCGCAGCGGGGACAUGCUCAGUGCGUGGAGGUACUGCUGUCCCACGGGGCCUCCUGCCACCUCAAGGAGCGCCGCCGCAAGUGGACCCCGCUUCAUGUCGCAGCUUCCAACGGCCAAACAGACUGUCUGCUCAUGCUGGUCAACCGAGGAGAGAAGGCUGACGUCAUCGAUAUCGUCGACAUACAGGGACAGACGGCUCUGAUGCUGGCAGCUCUGGGUAGUCACACUGACUGUGUCCACAUCUUGCUGGAGAAGGGAGCCGGGGCUGACACCGCUGACAAGAGAGGCCGCACUGCUCUACACAGAGCUGCGGCGAUGGGCUGUGAGGACUGUGUGUCGGCCCUGCUCGAGCACGGGGCCUCUGCUCUGUGCAGGGAGUCCCGGGGACGCACACCCCUGCACCUGGCCUCCUCCUGCGGCCACAUGGAGCUCCUGCGCAGCCUGCUGCAGGGUGCCACAAGCACCGACCCCCUGGACUCCUUGUUGGACUACAGCGGAUACACCCCCGCCCACUGGGCAGCCUACCACGGGCACGAGGACUGUUUGGAUGUUUUUCUUGACCACAAACCUUUUAGCAUACAGGAAGGAAACCCCUUCACCCCAUUGCACUGUGCUCUAAUAAAUGGCCAUGAUGGUGCUGCUGAACUACUGGUGGAGACCGUUGGAACUCAGAUGGUGAACAUCAGAGAUGCCAAAGGAAGGACCCCGUUGCACGCAGCUGCCUAUUCAGAGAGUGUGGCCGGGCUGCAGCUGGCCCUGGUUCAGGGGGCAGAGGUCAAUGCGGUGGACACCACCGGACACUCCGCGUUAAUGGUUGCCGCCAACAACGGACAGACUGCAGCCGUCGAGGUCCUGCUGCACCAGGCCAAGGCAGACCUGACCCUGCUGGAUGUCAACGACAACACCGCCCUUCACCUGGCCUGCAGCAAGGCUCAUGAGAUGUGUGCCCUGUUAAUCCUGGGAGAGAUCAGCGACCCCUCCCUCAUCAAUGCAACAAACGGUGCACUGCAAAUGCCCCUUCAUAUCGCUGCGAGGAAUGGUCUGGCUACGGUGGUGCAGGUGCUGCUCAGCCGGGGGGCAGCCGUGAUGGCUGUUGAUGAGGAGGGCCACACCCCGGCCCUGGCCUGUGCCCCUAACAAGGAUGUGGCGGACUGCCUGGCCCUGAUCCUCUCCACCAUGAAGCCUUUCCCUCCCAAAGACGCCAGCGCCGCCUCCUCCUUUGGCCUCAACUUGCUGAAGCAUUGUGGCAUCGCCGCCUGCGGGCCCCUGCCCAACGGCAACCUGCGCCACACCUACGCCAAGGACCGUCAUGGCACCAUCGGCCUGGACGGCUGCUUCACCGAGUGAGAUAAAACUCCCCCCCAAACCUGCUCCCCCUCAGACCGCCAUACCCUAGGUGCCCCUGUCCCGUUGUAUCUCUAACUAGCCGGAUCGCCCCUCUUUAAUCCACUAUGAUCCGGGUUACAACCCCCCCCCCUUUCUAACACACAACAAGAGCAGGAAUAUACUUAGUUUCACGUGUGUGUGUGUUUGGAUGUGUGUGCGUGUGUCUGUCUGUUUGAAGAAAAACGAAAUCCCUAAUGGGUGUUGUCAAACCUAUAUGCAAUUAUUUGCCUCUCUCCUCUGGCAUCAUUUUCAUUGUUUAUUUGUCUGUUGUCACUAGCCUGGACUUAGGUAAGACACCCUCUGUCCAGUGUCCAGGACAGAGCUCGUCACGGAGUCCCUCUAAAUCCUACCAGCAGUGAUGAUUUUUACCCCUUACGAUAUUAUCAUGGAUGUUUUUGUUGAAUUAACAGAUUUACAAGCAUGUGUGACAAGUUACAGAUAGUUUCAUUUUAGUUCUAAAUUAAAUUUCCAUUUUUGGUGAAUUUUUGAUAUUGCACUUCAACAACGAAUAAACUAACCUCGCAAAUCCCAGUGAAAGCGAUGACCUAGUAGAAGGAGAACGGUGCCUCCAACUUCUCCUCUGACUUAAACUGGUGCAAUAUGCAGCAUGUGUGGGUAUUUCCCGUGCUGUGCGUCUCUGAAGAGAGAGAGAGAGAGUUGAAAGCUCUGCACAGAAACCCCAUAGAUUUUAAAAUAAGUGGUUACAAGCUGGUGUCUACUCCCCUAGACAUCCGACAACAAGCACUUCCUAAUGGCUAAGGCCAUCUGAGUGACACCAUCCAACGGGUCCAGACACUGCCUGACUGGGGGUUUCUGCAUUAGCCCACCUCUCAAGGAGUCCAUACUAAAGGAAGAGGUUGUGGUUCUUGCCUGAACCCCACUACCGCUUGUCACUGUCGUAGGCGUUUCUGGAUAUUUAAACAAUGUUGUGCCUAUGGAACACUGAGAAUUACUAAGAGAUGACCCCACCCCCUCAUCCCCAACUAGUUUAUGCCCUCUGAUCUCCCACCUUAUCCCUGAUUAUUUGAGACUUAAAAAGAGAACAAUUCUAGUGGGACAUUUUUAAAGGAUGAAAUUCUGUUUGUUUUUUUAAAGAAAGAUGGGUUUAGCACACAUACUGAUUGCGGUAUAAGCUAUUGUUGUAUUAACACUUGUUUACACAAUGUAAACCAACGUCACAUUUACUUGUGAAUUGUCAGUCAAAUAUGUUUGCACAACAGAGCCAUGAGAAAAUACGUGUUUUUAAUAUAGCUGCUAAAAUAUUGCUGCCUUUUCCAUGGAUUGUGUUCACGGUUUCCGUCAAUGCGGAUCUACAUGUAAUGUUUAAUUUGACUCUUUACGUUAUUUGGAAUUGGAAGCAAUAUUCAGUCACAGACAGCCUUCAAACUCUUAUAGCAUUUUUAUUUCCCUGCUGUUUGCUAUAGUGGAAAGGUUCAUGUAAUUUUCCAUUUUUUUUUAUCUAUUUAUCUAUUCAUGCCAAACAGCCAUACUGGUUUGCUUCUGUCUUCUUUUGCACAUUAGUUGAAUCAAUUUAGUUUUUUUGUGUUUCACUUUAUUAAGCUAUUUAUGAAGAUUGUUAGUUAUGUUAAUUAGAACAUAAUUCAAAUUAUGUUCACUCUGUUGUAAUUGUUUUCAUGUGGUUGUAGCGAUUUUGAAAAAAUUCAGAUUACAAAAUCUAUCAGUAUUUGACCGUACUCACACUUCCAUAAACUAAUUGGAAUUCAGGAACAUUUCAAAUCCAUGGUGUACUGUAAUAUUAAGCAUUAUCCUAUUUUGUUAAUGUAUUUUCAAUAUUACAUAAAUGUAGUUUGGCUUAGAUAGUGAAAUUGUGAAAGUAGUGGUAAUGUACCGGUAUCUUUACUCUUCACAACAUAUGGCUAACACUGAAAACUAAAAUAUCUGCAUUACGUUGCUAUGGUUAUGUAUGGACAGCUACUUUUUUUUUAAAAGCUUUUUUAAAUGUAUGAUUAUCAGCGUCACAAUGGCUUUUAUAUAUAAGUAACUGCAUCUCGGAAGUUGUUUAAGAAGUGUCUUAGAGUAUUUUAUUUAUUUGAAUUUCAAAGAAUACCAAAAGUGAUUGAUUUCUUUUACACCCAUUUUCAAGUAUGUGUGCUCCCGUUUCUCUUUUGCGUCAACAAGAACACCAUGUAGGCAUGUCUGGUACCAAUACCUCUAUCGUGUGAUACACUGACAACCUCAUCCACCUUCCUCAGUUGAAUUGUUUUUUUUUUCUCGACAUGCCUCAGUCCUAUCAUCACUUGUGUAACCUAAUGUUACCCCUAGAAUUGUUCUCUUUGAAUGGAAUAUCGAAACCAUUUAGCACAUCUUUAGAUGUACAUACUAUUAUUUAUAUAAGAAAAAAACAUUGCAUCAAUUUCUGAAUCAUUUUGCAGACUGAGAUUCAUUGUCAGUUCCUGGUGCAUUCAACCAUAUGGCUGGGAAGGAACUGUUUCAAAAAAGAAUGUAGGAAAAAAAUAGAUCAACAGAGAGAACAAACAGCUUAUCUGUUCCGUGGCCAGUACUGGUAUUCUACAAGGUAUUUCAUGUCAAAGCGUUUAAGAAAAAAACAAGAUGACGAAGUCUAUCCCUAACAUGUAGGAAUAGCAAAUGCCAAAACCAGUGUCGUCGUUGUUCCUCACAUUUAUACUAAUAUGCUGAAAAAAAUGAUUGUAUUAAGCUACCUGAACUUUUUGUGGCAUUUUACAUAAGCCUUUUUAUAUGAUGUCAGAGAAGGUUUAGUUCAAUGACGUGAGAUCACAUCGAAUAGUAAGCCAUUAAAUAAUGUUCUUAUUAUGUUCAAGGGUGACUUGCUAUGUUAGAAUUUUUUGGGUUGGUUUAAAUAUGAACUUCUCACAACUAGGUCCCAUCCAUUGUUUAUCUUAUAUUGUGUGACAUUUCAUUGACCAUAGAUUUGGUUUAGCCUAUGGUUUUGUUAGGCUGGUUAGAUACGACAUUGAAAACAAAAAUCCCCUUUUGGAACAAGUUUCAUGUGGGACUGAAGAAAGCAUAAGUCAAGUGUGUGGAGGUUAGAAGCCUAAAAAGGAUCAUGAUAUACCACCAAUACCCUUUUUUAUUUUUUUAUUUCCUCCCUCCCUAUUUAACCAUUCCGUUUACACUGUGGACAAGGUUUACCCUAGUAUUGUGAUUUUUAGGGCAAUAGAACAAUGGAAAGCAUUUUUCGAUUUUCAGUAAUGCAACAACAAGCAACUCUAUUUUCACUCAGUCCUGACCCAAAGCACUUAUUUCAAGAAUAAGCACUUUUGUAUAUUUAAUAUCGCUAUAUGUAUGUGUGUGUUUACAUAGGUUACCUAUGUAGAUAUGAACUUAUAUUUAGGGAAGACAAUACCUUCAAUGGAGAGAUGAGAGUAGAUGAACUGGUGACUGAUCUUCACGAUCAUGUGUGAUGUGUGGGUGCUUGUAUGAGAGACACGGUUUAAUUGGAGGGUCAUGGUUCUCUUUGGGAUCAGCAUAAGGGAGCAGUGAAGAGUUGAGGGUCACACCUUGGUGUGCACACGUACGCAGCCCAAAAUACAUUUCAAACGGAAAGUAUACUUGCACUGCCUUUCAAAAAAAAAAAAAAAAAAAAAAAAAUGGGAUGAAACUCAAGAACAUGUUUGAUUAAGUGCAGAAAUGUAAGAUAUUACAUACAUUUGCAGACGUCCACUGAGCCAUAUUAGUCAAUUGCUGAUUUUUUAAAAAUGUAUGUCUAAAUUAAAGCAGGGGUUUUGGUUGUUGAAUAACUGACAUUUUUGCUGCACUGUUUAACUAAGAAAAAAGUAAUAGAAAUGAUGGGGACAAUAAUGAAAAAUGAACUAAAGCAACAUCUUUACCUCUGCCUUCUCCUCGUGCAUCGAUGCAGAAGGAUUGUGUUUUAUCUUGAGCCAUUGAAGGGUAUUAUUGCAUUCAGCGGAUGGGUUAGUCUAUUGCCCAACAAUGUGGUGCAUGCAGUGCCUUCAGAAAGUAUUUAUACCCUUGACUUAUUCCACAUUUUGGUGUUACAUUUUGAAUUCAGGCUGUAUUAAAUAUGACUUUUUUUCUCACCAAUCUACACACAAUGCCCCAUAAUGACAAUGUGAAAACAUUUUUAUUGACAUUUUUGCAAAUGUAUUGAAAAUAAAAUGCAGAAAUACCUAAUUUGCUUAAGUAUUC
Molecule: messenger RNA, 7563 nt
Organism: Oncorhynchus mykiss (rainbow trout)
Lineage: Eukaryota; Metazoa; Chordata; Actinopteri; Salmoniformes; Salmonidae
Product: serine/threonine-protein phosphatase 6 regulatory ankyrin repeat subunit C
Molecular function (GO): protein binding
Source: RefSeq, a predicted model, not a curated record